Messenger RNA from Peromyscus leucopus (white-footed mouse), 3229 nucleotides. It is a transcript of the gene Kirrel2, whose product is annotated as kirre like nephrin family adhesion molecule 2. The transcript is spliced from 15 exons. Gene Ontology annotation, biological process: cell-cell adhesion. The coding region runs from base 644 to 2746 and encodes 700 amino acids. Gene Ontology annotation, cellular component: cell-cell junction. The record is from RefSeq and is a predicted model, not a curated record. Lineage: Eukaryota; Metazoa; Chordata; Mammalia; Rodentia; Cricetidae. Gene Ontology annotation, molecular function: cell adhesion molecule binding.
CUCUCCUCGACCCGCAGGCUCACGGGAGCCUGGGCCCCGCCUCCCCAGGGCACGGAAACUGGCGAAGUCCCAGGGGUUCCCAUUUAUAGCUCGGUUUCCACUCAGCUCAGUCCCUCCUGAGUCCGGGCUGAGCAAGUUUCUUCCACUCUCUUCUCUCCUCCUCCUCCUCCUCCUCGUGCCCGCCCUCCCCUUCAGCCUCAGUAGGGCGCAGGUGUCCAACUCGAACAGGGUCCCCUCCUUGGAUCCAGGUGGUCCAGCUCUCAGACCCCCUGAUAACACAGGGGCGCCCUCCUGCUGCGCGAACCGCGAGCCGGAGCGCCCACAGUCUCGGCACUCAAGCGGCCGGAGUUUCUCAAUGGGAAGAGGGCGGGCAUCCAGGGGGCGGGACGAGUAGGAUCCCGCCCUCCCGCGGGUCUCGCAGACCUAGGGCGUGCAACCCGCGGUGUUGAGCAUCGAAGGCGGCGGAUGAGCCAGAUUUCGGGGACUCCAAGCCAGACAUAGGAUCUUCCAGCCUGGGGUGGGGAGAGUGGGGUGCAGAGAGGGGUUCCAGUCCAGCGUGGUGAGAGGCGUGCUGUCGAGGAAGAAGUUGGAGGGGACCAGUGCAGCCCUAAGUCUGCGGGAUCUUGGGGUACACACACUCGGAAUGCUGGGUCCCGCCCUCCUCGCCCUCCUCUGUUGCUUCAGAGGACUUGCAGGCCCAUCGCCCCAUUUCCUGCAACAGCCAGAGGACGUGGUGGUGCUGCUGGGGGAGGAAGCCCGGCUACCCUGUGCUCUGGGCGCUUACCGGGGGCUCGUGCAGUGGACUAAGGAUGGGCUGGCUCUAGGGGGCGAAAGAGACCUUCCAGGGUGGUCCCGGUACUGGAUAUCAGGGAAUGCAGCCAGUGGCCAUCAUGACCUCCACAUUAAGCCUGUGGAACUGGAAGAUGAAGCAACGUAUGAGUGCCAGGCUUCACAAGUGGGCCUCCGAUCACGGCCUGCCCAGCUGCAUGUGAUGGUCCCUCCAGAACCCCCCCAGGUUCUCGGUGGCCCCGAAGUGUCUCUGGUUGCUGGAGUUCCUGGGAAUCUGACCUGUCGGAGUCGAGGGGAUGCCCAACCUGCCCCUGAACUACUGUGGUUCCGGGAUGGGAUCCGGCUGGAUGGGACCACCUUCCACCAGACCACACUGAAGGACAAGACCACUGGGACAGUGGAAAACACCUUAUUCCUGACGCCUUCCAGUCACGAUGAUGGAGCCACCUUGAUCUGUAGAGCCCGGAGCCAGGCCCUGCCCACGGGGAAGGACACAGCCGUUACACUGAUCCUUCAGUAUCCCCCAGUGGUGACUCUGUCUGCUGAGCCCCAGACUGUGCAGGAGGGAGAGAAGGUGACUUUCCGGUGUCAAGCCACUGCCCAGCCUCCUGUCACCGGUUACAGGUGGGCAAAGGGGGGAUCCCCGGUGCUCGGGGCACGUGGGCCACGGUUGGAGGUCGUAGCAGACGCCACGUUCCUGACAGAGCCGGUGUCCUGCGAGGUCAGCAAUGCGGUGGGAAGCGCCAACCGAAGCACCGCGCUGGAAGUGCUGUAUGGACCUAUUCUGCAGGCAAAGCCAAAGUCCGUGUCCGUGGACGUAGGGAAAGACGCCUCCUUCAGCUGUGCCUGGCGAGGGAACCCACUUCCACGGAUUACUUGGACCCGCCUCGGCAGCUCUCAGGUGCUGAGCUCGGGGCCCACACUGCAUCUCCCAUCCGUGGCGCUGGAGGAUGCGGGCGACUAUGUGUGCAGGGCUGAGCCGCGGCGCUCCGGUCUGGGAGGCGGCACCGCGCAGGCGAGGUUGACAGUGAAUGCUCCCCCGGUAGUGACGGCCCCUCACCCUGCGCCAGCCUUCCUGAGGGGCCCUGCUCGCCUCCAGUGUGUGGUGUUUGCUUCUCCCGCCCCGGACUCCGUGGUUUGGUCUUGGGACGAGGGCUUCCUGGAGUCAGGUUCACUAGGCAGGUUUCUGGUGGAGGCCUUCUCAGUCCCGGAAGUGGAGGGAGGACAGGGCCCAGGUCUUAUUUCUGUGCUACACAUUUCCGGGACCCAGGAGUCCGACUUUACCAGGGUCUUCAACUGCACCGCCAGGAACCGCCUGGGUGAGGGGCGAACACAGGUCCACCUGAGCCGUAGAGAUUUGCUGCCCACUGUGCGGAUUGUGGCUGGAGCAGUCUCCGCAGCCACCACGCUCUUUAUGGUCAUCACUGGAGUGGUCCUCUGCUGCUGGCGCCAUGGCUCUUUCUCCAAGAAAAAGAACUUGGUCCGGAUCCCAGGAAGCAGUGACGGCUCCAGUUCACGUGGCCCCGAGGAGGAGACAGGCAGCAGAGAAGACCGGGGUCCCAUUGUGCACACUGAGCACAGUGACUUGAUUCUUGAUGAAAAGGAGGCUCUGGAGACAACGGAUCCAACCAACGGUUACUACAAGGUUCGAGGAGUCAGUGUGAGCCUUAGCCUUGGGGAAGCCCCUGGAGGAGGCCUCUUCUUGCCACCCUCCUCUCCGAUUGGACUGCCAGGGACUCCUACUUACUAUGACUUCAAGCCACACCUGGACUUAAUACCCCCCUGCAGACUGUACAGAGCACGGGCCGGUUACCUCACCACGCCUCAUCCCCGCGCUUUCACCAGCUACAUGAAACCCACAUCCUUUGGACCCCCAGAUUUGAGCUCUGGGACUCCCCCCUUCCCCUACGCUACCUUGUCUCCACCCAGCCACCAGCGUCUCCAGACUCACGUGUGAAGACAUCUCUCUAAUUGAAGAGUCUUGAGAUCUUCGACCUGCCGUCAUGUCCUGUCCAGCUUUCUGAGAAAUCAGGACAAGUUGAUGACCUAUUCCUCCAAAAUGGAGUACCAAAGGAGGGGAACAAUGUCAGCAUCAUUGAUGCAGAGUCAGCUCAGCCAAAACGGAUGCUCCAAGCGGGAGCAAUAUGACCACUUUACCCAUUUAUUCUCCCGUGAGAAAGACAUUCAAGAUGGCGACUAAACUCUUUGCAGAGGGACAGAAGACGGGAGGAGAUGGGAGUUAGGGCAUGGAUGGAAGGCGUUUCUAGCCAGUAGAGAAGAUAUUUGAAAAUGGCCAUCUGCAGCAAGAAUAAUGAUAGCACAAGACAAGUCAAGAUGAAAGAAAUAAUUCCCCACACCCAGUCCUGGCUUUCCCAGGGAGGGGAACUUUGGCCAAUAAAAGUAUAGCCAAUAUGGCUGCUCAUUCUAUGAGAACUCAGAA